Melozone crissalis (California towhee) is the source of this 2672-nucleotide messenger RNA. RefSeq names its product nudix hydrolase 12 (gene NUDT12). Gene Ontology annotation, biological process: NADP+ catabolic process; NAD+ catabolic process. Gene Ontology annotation, cellular component: cytosol. NCBI's taxonomy places the organism in Eukaryota, Metazoa, Chordata, Aves, Passeriformes, Passerellidae. The record is from RefSeq and is a predicted model, not a curated record. Gene Ontology annotation, molecular function: protein binding; metal ion binding; NADH pyrophosphatase activity. The coding region runs from base 74 to 1465 and encodes 463 amino acids. The transcript has 7 exons.
UCUGCAGCGCGGCCGGGCGCGGUGGGAGGGGCACGGGGCCUGGCCGCCAGCGGAGGCUGCGCACGAAGGCACAAUGACUGACUUUGAAAAGAACCUGCAUCAGGACAUGGUUUCUCAGCUGCAUAACUUUGCUGCUGCUGGUGACACAGCCGGGCUGAAGAUGCUACUCAGGCGCUUGCCAUCACUGGUCAAUGCAGCCGCAGGGAAUGGCUGGACAGCCCUCAUGUACGGUGCUAGAAAUGGACACCUCGAGGUUGUGCAGGUUCUUCUUCAAGAGGGGUGUGACAGAUCCAUCGUUAAUAAAUCAAGGCAGACAGCUCUGGACAUUGCUAAAUUUUGGGGGUACAAACACAUAGCUAAUUUGUUGGCUAAUGUGAAAGGUGAUCAGAAACCUAGUUUUUUGUCAAAUUAUGUGAAAGAAUAUGAAAAUUAUUUUGGCAUGACACUUCUGGACAGAAGGAGUGAUAAAAGAACAGAUUCUAAGUGGCUCAGUAAAAAAAAAAGCCAUCCAGCUACAGUGUACAUCCUCUUCUCAAAUCUGAGUCCCUUGGUUACUUUGGGUGGGGGAAGAGAGAGCUCGCAGCAACCAGAAGUAAAGCUUUGCAGGUUGUGCCACAAGGAUGUGGAACAGUUCAUGAACCAAACUGAAGAAUGUACCUUGAUUUUUCUUGGAGUGGACCUUCAGUUUGAUAUGAACCUGAUGGCUGCUUGCAAUGGAAGAGUUCAGCAAGAAGAUGAAGAUGGGUUAGUUGCUUGGUUUGCUCUUAGCAUAGAUUCUGGUUCUGCUGAAAAAUUUAAACAGAAGCACGAGGACUGUUACUUUCUUCACCCACCGAUGCCAGCGCUACUGCAGUUACCUGAAAGAGAAGCUGGAGUAAUAGCCCAGGCGAGAUCUGUUCUAGCGUGGCACCAGCGUUACCGAUUCUGUCCAACAUGUGGGAGUGCUACCAAGACUGAAGAAGGGGGUUACAAGAAAACUUGCUUAAAAGAGGGUUGUCCCAGUCUCCAAGGAGUUCACAACACAUCAUAUCCAAGAGUUGAUCCUGUUGUGAUAAUGCAAGUCAUCCAUCCAGAUGGCAACCAUUGCCUUUUAGGUAGGCAGAGGAGAUUUCCCCCAGGCAUGUUUACCUGCCUUGCUGGAUUUGUAGAACCUGGUGAAACCAUAGAAAAUGCUGUUCGAAGAGAAGUAGAGGAGGAGGCUGGAGUCAAAGUUGCCCAUGUUCAGUACAUCUCUUGUCAGCCGUGGCCAAUGCCCUCCUCCCUAAUGAUUGGCUGCUUAGCUGUUGCAGUGUCCACAGAAAUUAAAGUUGACAAGAAUGAAAUAGAGGAUGCACGCUGGUUCACUAGAGAACAGGUCGUGGAAGUUCUCAUUAAAGGAAACCAGCGUUCUUUCUUUGUACCACCAAGUCGAGCUAUUGCACACCAGUUGAUGAAACAUUGGAUUGGAAUGAAUGCUAAUCUUUAGUUCAAAUAAUUGAUUUCUUUAAGUUACUUCUUCUAUUGAAUGCUUAAUUAGGAACAAAUUAGAACCUAGUGAAUGUGUAACCAAGUGAUUUUCUGAGCCUUUGGUUCCAGAGCUAAGCCAUGCAAUCUUUGUAGGUAUUUUCAGACCUGAAUUAGAUUUGGACAAAACCCAAUAAUUAUCCCAAGCAAGCAAGCACCAAAUAAGUAGAAUUGGUACCUUGUUGAGUACAGACUGUCUUUCUUGUUCUAGAAUGAAAUUAUUAUGCCUUUUUCUUUACACUUUUUAUGUUUAAUUUGGUCUUCCCCCACUGGAAGGAUUCAUAGCAUUACAAAGAGGGCUAUCUGACCUUGCCUGGUGUUUGAAUUCUCUACUUACAUCCUCCUCUUUGGCCUUAACUGUUUCUCUCUCAUUUUUGCAUAUGUCCAUUUUUUAAAUUUGACCUGUCACAAAAACCUACAUUCGGUGCUGAAAGCCUUACCAAGUAUGGUUAUUUUAAAGUCAGUAGCAUAUGUAACUAGUGAAUAUGUGGUACUUCGUAUUUUUUGCAUUAAUAACCUAAUUUAUGUUAAUGCUCAAAGCAGAGCAUUUGCUCGUACAUUCUGACUUGGCUUGCACUUACCCAAUUGUAUGUCAGCCUGAAUUUAAAGGUGUAACACAAUACUUUGUUUUUGAAAAAGGUGUUGGAGAACCAUCUCUGAAUGCCUAAAUAUUAGUGUUUUCAUAAGAUAAUAAUGUACUUAUUGAUGCUAGGCAGUUAGUAAUUUGAUUCUCUGAUAAUUAGAAAUGAAAUUACAGAAUAAUGGAGAAGGAGGAACAAGAUGUAUCUCAAAAUAUGCACAAAGUUCUUUAUGGAAAUAGAGAUGCCAAGAUUGUUACUGCUAUUAAGAAUCUUAUAUUUGAAAGAAAUAUAUUAACUGCAGCUAUAAGACUGCAGGGAUAUGUUAAAUAAAAUAUGAAUUUAUGUGUUUUUAAUGCUACAGUUCAGAUUUGUGCCUUAAUUUAUUAAGUUAUGUAGGAUAGUGUUGAUGUUCUAAAAAGAGAAGUAAACUGGUUUAAUAUAAAUUUCAUUAUGUAAUAGUUCGUAGUCUGUCAUUCUGCAGUCAUUGCAGUGAUGUCAAAAGGAAUGCAAAUGACCUGAGGAAGUUGUAGUGACAAAUGUAAACUUAUUAUUUUGUGAUUUGUUUAUUUGGAGGAAUUUGUUUUUAAC